GCGGGCAUCUUGAGUUUCACGAACUGCUUCAAGCUCAAAACUCGCUCAGUGACUGUGCCCCAGCUGCCAACUAAAGUCACCGCUACCUUUCUUCUUUCUCAGGUCGGGUAGAUCUCAACAAGACACACAAUGGCUGACGAUGAGGCAAAGAAGGCGAAACAGGCGGAAAUCGACCGCAAGAGGGCGGAGGUCCGUCGGCGGAUGGAGGAGGCCUCCAAGGCGAAGAAGGCCAAGAAAGGUUUCAUGACACCUGAGAGGAAGAAGAAGCUUAGGUUGCUGCUGAGAAAGAAAGCCGCUGAGGAAUUGAAGAAGGAACAGGAACGCAAGGCUGCUGAGAGGAGAAGGAUCAUCGAGGAACGUUGCGGCAGACCGAAGAACUUGGACGACGCCAAUGAAGAAUCCCUCAAGAAGAUCUGCAAAGAAUACUAUGCCAGAAUCGUUGACCUGGAAGACAAGAAAUUUGACGUAGAAUAUAUUGUUAAGAAAAAAGACUUUGAGAUUGCAGACCUCAACAGCCAAGUCAACGACCUGAGAGGCAAAUUUGUUAAGCCUACACUGAAGAAGGUUUCCAAAUAUGAAAACAAAUUCGCCAAACUGCAAAAGAAGGCAGCAGAAUUCAACUUCCGUAACCAACUGAAGGUUGUCAAGAAGAAGGAAUUCACCCUUGAAGAAGAAGACAAGGAGAAAAAGUCCAUCGUCGACUUCAAGAAGGACGAAAAGAAGGUAGUUGAAGCGGAAGCAUAAUGCUCUAACAAUUCUACUCUAUAAUUUAUUUACCAAUACAAAUUAUGUUUAAGUAACAAACUUAUUAAGUAAUUCCAUCAACACGUAAGUCAGAACAGCAUUAUGCCCUUAGACCAUCCAAAUGUAAAUGAAUCAGCUCUCAGUACGUGUAUAUAAAUAUUUUUGUAUGUGUCGUUUUAGUUGCAUGUUCGCCCAUGCCUCCUAUUGGUUUUGUAUCUUCGACCGUAAUGUAUGAUUGACACCAGCAUGCAAAUAAAUAUAUUCGAAACAAAGA
Molecule: messenger RNA, 1018 nt
Organism: Macrosteles quadrilineatus (aster leafhopper)
Lineage: Eukaryota; Metazoa; Arthropoda; Insecta; Hemiptera; Cicadellidae
Gene: wupA
Product: troponin I
Exons: 8
Coding region: 130-744 (204 amino acids)
Biological process (GO): muscle contraction
Cellular component (GO): troponin complex
Source: RefSeq, a predicted model, not a curated record